Molecule: messenger RNA, 1632 nt
Organism: Melanotaenia boesemani (Boeseman's rainbowfish)
Lineage: Eukaryota; Metazoa; Chordata; Actinopteri; Atheriniformes; Melanotaeniidae
Product: histo-blood group ABO system transferase-like
Exons: 3
Coding region: 127-1323 (398 amino acids)
Biological process (GO): carbohydrate metabolic process
Cellular component (GO): vesicle; membrane; Golgi apparatus
Molecular function (GO): hexosyltransferase activity
Source: RefSeq, a predicted model, not a curated record
UUUGCUCCAAAAGUGAAUGUUGCAAAAGCCGGAGAAGGAAUGUGAGCAAGGAAAGUGGCAAAAAAGAAUAGUAAAAAAAAAGGAGUGGAAAAUGUUAUAACAGCAGUGAGAGGAGAUAGAAAGUGGAUGCAAGUUAGGAAAAUCAAUGGCAGAAACAGCAACUUUAACAACACAGUUCCAGGAAAAGACAAACAAGCACGUAAAAAGAGGCAAAAAACAGAGCCUUUAAAACAAGGUUUGUGUGUUUAUCCACCAGUCGGUCCUGGUAUGGCACUGUUCCCGUUCUGCAAGACAGCUACAGGCCCAAUCAGAACAACCAGGAUACAACUAUUUCUGUGCUGUUUUCUUCUGUUUCUUAUCAUAUACUUCCUUAAUGGACGUAAAGUUCCCAUCAGUCUGGAAACAACUCAACGCAUCCAUCAUGUCUUGGGAAAGGAAAAGGGGAGAAUACUGACAAACAUGACAGUGGUCAAGGCAGCAAGACCACGGUCUCAAGUGGAGACAUCAUGGGGCGCUCCUUUAGUUUGGGGUGACACCCGCUACUCAGUGUGGCGCAGAGCCAAAAUUCCAGAACGGGAAAUUCGCGUAGGUCUGUUGGUCCUUGUGGUGGGAACUUAUGCCCAGUUUGUCCGACAUUUCCUCUCUUCAGCUGAAACCCACUUUCUCCCUGGUCAGUUGGUCACAUAUUACAUUCUCACGGACAAUCCACGUUCAAUGGAUCCACGUCCACAGCUGGGGCCAGAACGGCAGAUGAAGGUGGUUCAAGUCACAGAGCUGCCGGGGUGGGACAGGUUAGCUUACCGUCGAAUGGUGCUGCUUGCUGAUGCCAUCAAAGAUCCAAUUGGCAGUGAGGUUGACUACAUCUUCUGUGCUGAUGUUGACCAGGAGUUUGUGGCCCCAGUAGAGGAGGAAAUCCUAGGAGAACUAGUGGCUACAUUACAUCCAGAAAUGUAUGGAAAACCAAGAAAUGUAUUUCCUUAUGAAAUUGAAGAAGUCUCAUCAGCUUAUGUGGAGGAAGAUGAAGGGGACUACUAUUACACAUCAGAGUUUUAUGGCGGGUUGGUAUCUGAGAUGUACAAUCUGGCUCGAACCUGUUCUUUACUUAUCCUUCAAGAUCAGGCUAACAGAGUGACUGCCAGAAGGCUCGAGGAAAGCUACCUGAACCGCUAUCUGAUUGACCACAGGCCGACCUGUGUGCUGUCACCAGAAUACAGCUGGUGGGACUCACCCCUGGCUGCCCGUGUGCCUGCACGGAGGCUAGUUUCCUUAGGAAGGCAAUGUGCAGCUAAUAAUUUUCAGAAGAGAGAGCAACACAGUUGCUGAAAUCAUAUCCACUCAGCUAGAGAUACAGAUUGAACUCCUAUGUGAAGAAUAACUGGUAAAACAUUACCAAGUGGUGUUAUAUCCAGACAGCAGAUAACAAUAAAUUAGCUCAUAAUACUGUCAUCUUAAUAAAAUCUGAAUUUUAUUUGAUUUUCUGUUUUGUUGGUCAAUAAACAGAGUCUGCAGUCUGCAGUCAAACUGCACAAUUUGCACUGAAUUAAACAUGUUUGUGUCAACAGCACCUUUGUAUGCUUGUUAUCUCUGACCCAGCUGAUAAAAAAGAGAAAUAAAUUGACCUGUCUCUUUAAA